GGCUUAGGGUGUCGCCUCUCCCCCCCACACACAACCGAACAGUUGUGGCGCAGGGUAGCUGAGCAAGAAGGGGGUUGUGAGGGUGACAACAGCCAGUUUGGUGGUCUAGAGGUUAAGAAAAGUGAUUACAGAGGUGUUUUGAAUGUUGCCCCUACACUUAUUGUGUCUUGAUUAUAGGGAAUACUAAAUGGUUGAUACAACACGCAUAGACAAAGGGUCACAAUUUCGACCUGUCUACUAACAAGUAUUAUUGACACAAGGGAACAGUCGGGUUUUUUUUUUAUCCAGGAUUGACUGGCUCUUCUUGCAGUCCACAGUUCACAAUUUCCAGCUCCCUAAAUCAAAGGGUUAAUCUUCUUUUACAUCUCAGACACAGUUAGUCUUGAGCCAAGGAAAAUACCUCACCAUCAGCUAUCAUGCAACCUAUUGAAACCUUAUCUGUCUUUGAGGCUGUUCAGAAUACAGCUUUAAUGAAUGGACUUUGUCUUGUCACUGAAUCAACAGAAGAUAUCACUUCUGUGGCAGUUCCAGAAACCAAGGAACUCCAGCAAGCUAAAUUAAUCCUAGAAGUAUCAGACCGGAUGUAUUGUUCUGUUUGCUCAAAGGCUUUUGAGAAUCGAGAUGAACAGAAAGAGCAUUAUCGGCUAGAUUGGCAUCGCUUCAACCUAAAACAGCGAUUGUUGGGACGUCAGAUGCUCACAGCUGAAGAAUUUGAAGCGAAGACUCAAGCAGAUGAUGUCUCCAGUAUCUCUGGUUCUGAUUCCAGUGACUGUGAGUCAACUAGUGAAUCUGAAUCACAAUCUUGUCUGAACGGUGAAAGAAAAGGAACCAGCUACUUCAAUCCACGCUCUCAACGUGUAUUGUUCAAAAACUCUGAAGCCCAACUCAUUUCGGUCUUUCGCUGUGUACUGCUAAACACUACAAAGGGCAGUUUGGAAGAGCCUGCAGAGCUAGUGGCUUCCCUUCAGAGGCAGAACCCAAGAACCUCUUGGGUUAUCCUGAUGGCUGGUGGAGGUCACUUUGCUGGAGUGGUUUUUCAGGGGAAUGAGAUAUUGGCACACAAAACUUUCCAUCGGUACACAGUGCGAGCUCGACGAGGUACAGGCCAAGGAAUGAGGGAUGCUCAGGGGACAAUGCCAAAAUCUGCUGGCGCCUCAUUACGGCGCUACAAUGAGGCUGCUCUCCUUAAAGAGAUUCAGGAGCUGCUAACAAGCUGGACAAAUUAUUUAAAAGAAGCAGAGUGCAUCUUCCUUCGUGCUCCACACAAUAACCAAGCUCUCUUCUUUAGCAGCAAGCAUGGCCCUCUUCUGCGAGGUGACCCACGUAUCCGGCGUAUUCCUUUCAGCACCCGAAGAGCCACCUUCCGUGAGGUGGAACGGGUCCAUGGGACUUUAAGCAGUCUGCUAGUAUACGGAAAUAAUACAACAGUGGCAGAUCUGACUAGUUCUCCUCGGAAGACCUGGAAAAAAGUAACUCGUAAGGAUGAAGCAUCUCUACAGCCUUCUGGCACUAGUGAGGAGGGCAGCCAUUUUGAAGCUGAAGGAAUACAUUCCUAUUCUGUCACCCUUCCUGAUCAGUGCUCUGUAGCAAGGAUAGAGGAAGAAGAAGUGGGGGAAGAAAAUCUGGAACUGGUGGAGGAGACACUAAAUUUAUUAGAUUUACGUGAAUUUGAGGUGACACCAAAACAGAAUCGUAAAAAGAGGAGGAGGAAACCCAAGACACCGCCAAAGUCUAACAUGGAGACUUCAGGAAGUGUUGAACCCAGUACCUCAGUAUGUAGAGGACCAGAGUCAACUGAGGUCCAAGAACAGCAAGAGUCUCAAGAUGCUCCCAGCACAACUCUGCAAGAUGCCUUAUUUACAGCAUGUAAAAUGGGAGACAUCGGAGCCCUACAGCAUCUUCUGGGAAUGGCUGAUAAUACAACAGAUAACAGUGAGUGCAGCGAUAAAGUCACAAAACAGUUGCUCAACACACCCCUGGAUGAGAGUGGCUGGACUGUUUUGCAUGUGGCGGCAGCAGCAGGAAGAACUGCAGUUGUGCGGCUCUUGUUGGAGAGUGGGGCUGACCCUGCCAUCAGGGACAGAAAAGAACAGCCUCCAUACUGUGUGUCUACCAACAAGCAAACCCGUAAUGAAUUCCGUAGAUUCAUGGGUGAACAGCCAGAGAGAUAUGACUACACCCGAGCUCAGGUGCCUGGCCCUCUAACUGCAGAAAUGGAAGCCAGACAAGCAGAACGCCGACGAACACAGAAAGCCCUACGGAAGCAGCGAGAACGAGAAGACCGUGAAGCACAAUUACUUCUGGAGCAAGAACAGGAAGAGAAAAGGCGGUUUGCCCUGCUCAGUGAUCGUGAGAAGCGUGCUCUGAUGGCUGAGAGGAGAUUUGCUUCUCAAUUAAAAGACUCUGGUGCAUCUUUGACCAAUACCAGGCGCUGCUGGUUUUGUGGGGAAUCUCUACUGGGUUGCAUUCCUUUCCAUUAUCUUGACUUCUCCUUCUGCUCCACAAAUUGUCUCCAAGCCCAUCGACGAGGGGAAACUGCCCCAUCCUAGCUGGAAGUUUUGCUUUGGCAUCAAGGGACUACAACAGAAAUCUCACCCCGGGACAGUUAUCAUUUUAGAAUGGUGAAAGAUUAAGCACAGCAGGGAAGUCACAAGUAAUGGUUUCCAAGUACUUCAUAGGAAGCUAAUAUGGACUGCUGUUAUUUGAGAAAUGAACUUCUUUUGUAAGACUGUAGUUUUUUCAAUUUUAAACUAGAUUAUUUAGGAACUGGUUAAAAAGAGCAACUUCUCUCGCCAGAUAUGUUGGGCCUGCCCCACUAGAAUUAACUGCUGACUGGGAGUUCUGUAAGUUAAGAAUUGUAAUACAUCUUUGCUGUGCUGGUUACAGAAGGCUAUAUUAAGGAAUAACUGAACAAAGAUCAUAGAUAACAAAAAUGGAAGAA
Messenger RNA from Pantherophis guttatus, 2941 nucleotides. It is a transcript of the gene ANKZF1, whose product is annotated as ankyrin repeat and zinc finger peptidyl tRNA hydrolase 1. NCBI's taxonomy places the organism in Eukaryota, Metazoa, Chordata, Lepidosauria, Squamata, Colubridae. Gene Ontology annotation, molecular function: protein binding. Gene Ontology annotation, biological process: ERAD pathway. The record is from RefSeq and is a predicted model, not a curated record.